This is a messenger RNA of Fusarium poae, 2724 nucleotides long. RefSeq lists its product as uncharacterized. Lineage: Eukaryota; Fungi; Ascomycota; Sordariomycetes; Hypocreales; Nectriaceae. Bases 1 to 2724 code for a protein of 907 amino acids. The record is from RefSeq and is a predicted model, not a curated record. The transcript has a single exon.
AUGAACUUCCCCGACGAUUGGCAGAACUACCCGGUGAACGGUGUACCAAACCCUGCACUGGGUGCUUGGAGCAGUGGUCUUUAUAAUACAUCAGGCCAGUCAAGUAACACUUUGAUAAAUAACAUGAUGCCAACACAGCCUACAUAUGCAUUCUCGCAGCAUGAGAUUCCUCGAUACCAGCAUCCCAUAAUUCUUCCUCCGCCUCAAAGUGAGCAGCAAGUCAAUGAAGCCAUCAACCAAGAUAACGACCAAAACCGAGACGCAGUCUGGGUGGAAGACCAGAGCCACGAUCAAUUACAACCAAAACCUGCUCCCUUGUCAGAAUUCCCCGGAUCUGCAUUCAAUAAAGCUCGGCAUGUAUAUGUCAGUCAUGUACCAAAGCUUAUGGCAGACGAGGAGAUCGAACAAUCUCGUGGUUUCGAACGUUAUCGUCUCCAUUCCAUCAGGUUCGAGCUUUCUCAAGGAGAUGUCCUUGUCUUCAUCGACUGCCCUGAUUACCACAAAGAAGCCAUCACUCAUACCGACUGCAAUGGCCUAAUUUACAAGUCACAGCAAUUCCGUGUCCACUCCAAAAAGCUCUUGGAGACCAAUUCUUCUGCAUUCGAGGAGAUGCUUAGACCUGCGUAUCAGUUCAGGAUACAGAGGCGCCGCAAGAUGGUCAACAAGAUGCCUGAAGGCAUCAAGUAUGUGCUAGACCUGACACCACCUUCGGAAGGAGACGAACUGGUAUUCCAAAUGACCGAGCUAUCCUUGACUCCCGCGCUUAUCAAGUGGUGGAAGUCAUCCACCGAGAAUGAUACCGAUGUGAGCUUGGUUUCGGGCCAUGACGAUGUUUGUUUGUGUAACAGACAGCCCAUGUCACCAGAAAGCGACGAACGCGAGGGAGACAUACUAAGCCCUGGCCAAGGACUUACCGAGAACUCUGACAGAGCGAAUACCAGACUGAACAGAGGGAAUCGUUCACGGGAGAAACAGUUACCUGGGACCAAUAUUGAAACUGCUCUGCAGAUGAAAGCUAGAGGCGAGAACGAAUCCAUCCCAACCCCUGCGUAUCGACGCACCCCGGAUUACUGUCCAAUUCGCCAUCGUAAUGGAAUCAUUAGGCUACUCAUGCUGAUCGAAGGUAAAGGAGUUAUCAUUGACUCGGCACCACGCAUGUGGACUCUGGUCAAGCUUGGCAACAUCUUCGACUGUAGUUCUCUCCUCCGGGAUCGCGUCACCCAAUGGAUCAUGCAUGGCUCCAAUACCACUUUUGUCGAAGUGGCGCCUGAAGAAGCUUUGCAGAUUGCAUUCUCCCUUAAGAUCCCUCAGAUUGCUGAAAGUGCUUUCAAGAUUCUUGUCAAUGAACUUGCGCUCAAGCUGGCUGGCGAAGCUGAACCGCAUCAGAAUUAUAAAUACACAACAAUAUUUGGUCGAAGACUGGGGAACCUUCCCGAUGAACUCAGCAACCUAGUACAGCAUGCAGCUCAGGCAUUGAUUGGGAGGGUUUCAGAUAUAGACAAGAUGAUGCGCAAUCCUUGCCUGUAUGACUUCUGGGACAUUGACGAGUGGAAUGAGAUGCGAGUGAUUGAGCAGCUUCUCGCGCGAGAAAACUCAGAACUCGCAAUUGAGGCACUCGCCGCCCUUCACUCCCUUAUGGAUAACUUGAUCGCUGAGGUCGCUCACGCGUGGGAAAUCCACAUAUCGAUUCCGGCUUGUCAGCACUUGUCAUAUCAAAGCAUUGAUCAAGACCGUUUGACAUACGUGGCACCACAGGACUUUGAGAAGACGACUAUGAUAAUGUGCAAGUUCAACUCAACCCAAAUGCUACUCUGUGCUUCUCCGUAUAACGAGGUCGGUGUGGAUCUCGAUGCUCGGAGAUGGUGUUCCAGUCGAUGCAGACUGGCUGGUUACCAGCACCAAACAUACAGCGAUCUGGUGCAAAAGGCAACGAUAGCAGUGAGUGCCUUUCUCGCUUCGGAUCCAAGGCUUCGGGAUGAUGAACUCUGGAUGCGUACUCUUGAGCUCAAGGAUUCCGCAUUCCCAACAAGGAGAGAUGUUUCUCAAUUCAACAGACCGAUCGUGUCUCUCCCUCAUCUCGAAGCUGAAGUCAAGGAUCGACUUCGUCUGGUCACACUCUCAUGGGAACGCCGUAAUUUUGAACCACCGCUCAAUAUCACCAGGCAUCUUCUACUCACCUUGACAGACAACGAGCUUAAAUAUCUUCCAUUAUGGUGUGGAGGAUGCGACGAUGGCACGGGUGGUGUCUUCGAGGAUCUCAUUCCUUCCACAGACAUGGGGCCCAAGGGGCCAGGGCCAGGCUUUCACACGGGACAAACAAUUCCUUCAGCACCUGCAAGUAUAAGUGGUUCUAUGAUAGAAGACAUGGAUGCACUGCGAGUUUGGGGUAGCACGACAGGUGCUUCGAUAAAUGUUCAUGACAGCAUUUCAACUGUCUAUCGGUCAGACCAGGUCAUCGCCGAAGACAAAUCUAUAGUUUCGGAGUCCUUCACCGCUGGUGGAUCUGAGUACGCAGAUGUCAGAUUUGCCCUACCGGCAGGCCAUCAAGAAAUGGGCGAAGUAGUCAACAUGUUGGUCGAGACGAUAGAUGAGUCCACAGAUUCGGAGUCGAAGUCUGCUACUGAAGGUCGAAGCGCAGUUGGUAACAGCAGUGAUGACGACGAUGAUAUAUAUAUGUGGGAUGGUGAUAGCGACAGCGAAGGCAGUACGCGCACACUCUCUUAA